Molecule: messenger RNA, 516 nt
Organism: Penicillium manginii
Lineage: Eukaryota; Fungi; Ascomycota; Eurotiomycetes; Eurotiales; Aspergillaceae
Product: cupin domain-containing protein
Exons: 1
Coding region: 1-516 (171 amino acids)
Source: RefSeq, a predicted model, not a curated record
AUGGCGCACUACAUUACGACUCACGAUGCCAAUGGCACCGCAGUGUUCUCCCAAAAAGCUUUCGUCGCGCAAAACACAAUGCCCAUACCGAUUGGUGAUAUCCAAAUUAUUUCUUCCAGCCAUCAUUUCCCUCUGAAUCUCUCAAGUGAAACCGAUAUUGAUCAGUAUCAGCAAGACCGUACCAGUCCGUUUUUUCCAGGAGGUCGUCGUAUAUGCCCCGAUGAUGGCACUGCCACGUGCAUAAUAUCAAUGAAGGGUGGAUCUGAGAGCGCAAUGCACCGAACAAUGACGGUCGAUACUCUGGUGCUCAUCGAAGGAGAGAUGGAGAUCACGCUGGACUCUGGAGAGACGCGAACUCUCAAAGCUGGCGACAGUCUUGUGCAGAGGGCAACGAUGCAUAAAUGGAAGAAUGUUACACCAAACGAUGGGUUGGCAAGAUGGGUCGUUUUCAUCCAGGCUGCUGCUGAACCAUUAAAGUUCGGGGAUAAAAUACUUGGACACGAAUGGGCCCAUUAA